Molecule: messenger RNA, 1538 nt
Organism: Impatiens glandulifera
Lineage: Eukaryota; Viridiplantae; Streptophyta; Magnoliopsida; Ericales; Balsaminaceae
Product: CBL-interacting serine/threonine-protein kinase 7
Exons: 1
Coding region: 87-1418 (443 amino acids)
Biological process (GO): protein phosphorylation; signal transduction
Molecular function (GO): protein kinase activity; ATP binding
Source: RefSeq, a predicted model, not a curated record
CUGUACUUAGUUCGUUGCAAUAUUCUCUCUCUUUCUCUCUCUCUAACUAUAAACCAGAGCGGCCGGAAUCUCUGCCGCCGCCGCCGAUGGAUCAAAAAACAGCCAUCAAUAGAACCAGCAGUGGCACUGGAAUCAUCCUCGGAAAAUACCAAUUAGGUCGUCUUUUAGGCCGAGGAAGUUUCGCCAAAGUCUACCAUGCCAAAUCCCUCACCGACGAUUCCACCGCCGCCGUCAAAGUUAUAGACAAAUCAUCCGUCGCCGCCGUCGGCAUGGAAACCAGAAUCGUCAGUGAAAUCGACGCAAUGCGUAGACUCAGUCGUCAUCCUAACAUUAUCCAGAUCCACGAAGUACUCGCCACAAAAACCAAAAUCUAUCUCGUAAUGGAACUCGCCCGUGGCGAUCUCUUUUCCCUCAUCGGUCGUCGUGGACGGAUGCCGGAAUCUGUAGCUCGACGUUACUUUCAACAACUUGUUUCUGCACUUAGCUUCUGCCAUGAAAAUGGGAUCUCUCAUCGUGAUAUCAAGCCGCAGAAUUUACUGAUCAACGAUUCUGGUGAUCUGAAAAUCUCUGAUUUUGGUCUAUCAGCUUUACCUGAGCAGAUUCGUGGAGAUGGGUCUGGAACUGGAAAGUCUGGAAUGCUAUACACAUCAUGUGGAACGCCGGGGUAUACCGCGCCGGAAGUAUUUUCCCGGCGAGGAACAGGGUACGAUGGAGGGAAGGCCGAUGCUUGGUCCUGCGGUGUUAUCCUAUACGUCCUGCUUGCAGGUUCACUUCCGUUUGACGAUAGUAAUCUGUUAAACAUGUAUCAGAAAAUGCGAAGGAGUGAAUUUGAGUUCCCAAGUUGGAUUUCGAAACAAGCGAAGAACGCGAUUAGAAAACUUCUCGAUCCAAAUGCAAACACAAGAUUAACCAUCAAUUCCUUAAUGGGUCUUAACUGGUUUAAAAAAUCUCUGGAAUCCAAUCCCUCACCCGAUCUGCUCGAUCAGUUACCUUCAAACGAAUGCAAAUUCACGAACUCCUCCAUGACUGCUUUCGAUAUCAUUUCGCUGUCAUCUGGGUUGGAUUUAUCUGGGCUUUUUGAACAGAAGUGUAAUAGGAAGAGGGAAAGGAGAUUUACAUCGAGAGUAUCGAUAAGGGAAACAGAGGAUGUAGUUGGGCAAGUUGGAGAGAAAUUAGGGUAUAAAGUGAGAAGAAGGAAAGAAGGGAGUUUUGGAUUGAUAAAGGGGAAAACGGUGUUAUUAGCUGAAAUUCUUGCUGUGACGCCGGCGGUGUCGUUGGUGGUGGUGACCGUGGUUGAAUGCGGAGGCGCGGCGGCAGAGAUGGAGGAGUUGAAUUGGGAUGAUUUGAGAAUUGGGUUUGAUGAUAUAGUUCUUUCAUGGCAUAAUAAUAAUGAUGGUAUCUUGAACAAUUGUUUGUAAGAACUGUGACUUUUUCUCUAUGUUUUUCUUAUUAUAUGAUGUAAAUUAGAACAAGUUCUUCUUUGUUUUACAUUUUCUAGCUUAUUUGCAUAAAUGAAGCUGUUUUGAUUUGGGUUUUGA